GCUUUCAGCACUUUUCCUUUUGCUUUUCUAUCUGCAACUGCAAACCCUCUCAGUGUCUUUCUCAGUUCCUUUUUACUCUCUCUCUAAAAUGGUAUCAACUUUGUUUCUCGAGGGUAUUUUGGUCAUUCACAACUGCUGAGAGGAGAGCUGUGUGCUGUGCUCUUUUAUAAUCUAGCUUUCCGUUGGUUUGUAGCGGUUUCUGAUGAAGGGAGGCUAGGGUUUAGAGAGGUCUCUUAGAUGGACAGCUCGUGGCAGGUCAAAUGUGGCUCGACAUUUCCAUCGUCUAUGCCGGCCAUGGCUUCAUCGACCUCGCAAGAACCUCGAGAUCAGAUGGAGAUUAAUUCAGGCCACAGUGUUUAUUCACAUGUUGGUCAAGACUGGAGAUCACAAAUUCAUGGAAGGAUGCUAGAUCCUGCAUUUGCCAACAUUUCUAAUUUAAGUUCCUGCAGUAUGAGUAACACUACCGUAGGCAGUUCAUUUCUUGCUCUCCUAUCUGGGCCUGCUGCUCUUUUGCAGUUUGAUUUUCAGGAACUCUCAAAUCCAAGACUAUUAAAUACCUCUAACAAACUGCCUAUUGAAAUUGGUAGUGUAACUAUUAGUCCUGCUGGAAGUCAGGUUCCACAGUCAUCUGGUGCACUGCUAUCAGACGAUGGAAACUAUCAAAACAUGCAAAAUGGAGUUGAUCUUUGUUCAAUUGUUUCAUCAAGGGCAGUGGCCAAUUCAAUUUCUGGUAGUAGUUCCGUAUUUCAAAAUGGACUUCCUGCUGAAAACAUUAGUACUCAUGGCUUAGACCUGCCCAAGACAGUUGUUCAUCAUGCAGAUCUUGGUAACGAGAAAAUUAAAGAUUUUCCUUCUUUGAGAGGUGAAUGGUGUAGCACACCCAUUGCAAAUGCUUUAAAGCUUCAGAGUGUGAACAAUCAAAUACCACAAAAAUUGCCCUUAGAAGCAGAGUACUCUGCUUAUAAUAAGUCAUCUACUUCUUCGAGGGGGUGCCCUCGUGUCUUUUGCUUGGAUAGAAGUGGAGAUCUAUUACUCAGCAAUACAGGACUCCUAGGUAUUCUGUGUUCGUGCCAUUGCUUCCACAUGUCUGUCUCUAAAUUCUGUGAGCACUCAGGAUUAUGGAAUCUUAACCCUGGUGAUGCUGUUCGUAUGGACAGUGGAGAGACAAUUGCUCAGUGGCGUAGGGUCUAUUUCCAGAAAUUUGGGAUUAGGGUUCCAGAAGAUCAGAGUGGGUGGGACUGGCCUGAAGGAUUAUCAUUGACUGCUAGUUUAGUGAAAUCUGGUGUGCCUAUAUCCAACAUGCCUAAGAAUUCUGACUGCAGUAAUCUGGUUGUCCCAUCUGGAGGUUUAGUAAGGUCUGGGCAGCCUUUGGGUGAUGUUUUUCCAAAGAACUUUCUUGCAGAACAGAAUUCAGUUGUUGAUGCUUUAUGUGAUAAACAACAGAGAAAUGGACAGGAUGGUAACCUAUUUUAUCUCAGAGGUUUAGUUGCCACUUCGCAGAACAGUUCUUCUGGUGUGGAGGAUAACCAUGUGACUGAUUGCUUUAUCUCUAGGUGCUCAACAGCGCCAAAGUUUACUGGCAGAGGACCAGAAAAUGUAUGCAAAUCCACGUAUAUUGAUUCUAUUGGGAACAGUGCAAGUUUGGCUACUGCCCACCGUACCCUGCAAAAUCAUAGAAACCUUGUUAAAAACUCUGAUGUUAGCAGCGGUAAAGGUGCAUGGGUUGGUGCUAUCAUGGACAAGGAUGCUUCUUCAAGCAUGGAGUUGAAGCUUGGGCAACCAUAUCAGCAGAAUCAAUCUUCAGGAAAUUCAGUUCUACCGGUAAUAGGACAACAGUUCCACAACACACUUGUCAAUUCACAGAAGCCAUUUCCCCAAGAGCAGAUGAUUCAUAAUGUAACCAGUUUCAGGGGAGAGAAGGAAUCCAGACUAUUUUCUAACCGUGCUAUUGGCCCGUCUAAUUCCACCGCAAGAAGGGAACAAGACCACUUGGGCUAUGGGAGCUGUGUAAUCAAUAAUGCCAUGGAUGGUGGUAAAGUGGAAAAACUUAGAGGCAACAUUGCCAAGACUUCAGGAGUUUCACUAUUUAAACACUACUCUAUCCCUGAGGGAAGCUCAAACUCUAAAGCUACUAAUAAUUUACUCAAUUUGAGGGAGCACGUCAUACCUGAGAUGCAACAUUGUGAAUCUCAUUUUGUUAACUGUGAACCCAUUAUUGUCCCCUGGAAUGGUGGCAAUGGUUUAGAUAAGCAAUAUAUGCUCCCUGAUCUGGGUUGUCUCAAAUCUGCAGACAAGGGUAAAGGGGUGGGAUGUCUUGCUGGUAACUCUUACACUGAAACAGCUUCAGGGUCUAAAAUGCAUAAGUGGAUGGAAAAUCCAAGCUCUUUUACUGGAGCUGUCAGUGGAAAUGGUUGCUCUACUGUUCCAGUGAUGCAUAACAAAAACCGUUACUCACAUCACUUGUCUAAUGUGCCAACAGAUGUAUCUGCUGGAAAAUUUUCCAACUGUCUUGAGAAGGUUCCUUGUUUUGGGAAAAGUGGACAUAUAGAUCAGUUGCUCCUUAGAUCCAGGGGGUCACCCACAGAUUCUAGGCAAAUUUUGUCAUCACGGGCAGUUCCGAUAGGCUCUCCUUCAUCUACUCCAACAUCCAUUCCUGGGCUGACACCAGCCACGUUGAACCAUGAGAGCAUUGGUAUAAGCCCUCAUUUGCUUGAAGAUAAUCUAAGAUUGCUUGCGCUUGGGCAGAUAUUGGAGUUGUCAAAACAACACACAUUGUCUGCCCUUGGAAAGAAUCUAGAACAAGGGAAAUGUAGCAACUCUUCUGUCAAAGUGCAGCAUUCUUUUGUUGAACCAUCAACAUCUGAAGAACAAAGGCAUGUGCCUAACCUUAACAGGAAACAGGAUGUUUCUGAAGUUGCCAUGAAAUCAGACCAAUCUGGUCCUACUAGUAAGAUGGUUAACGAUGUUGAUAAAUUUGCGUCUGUGACAGGCUUGAACAGGUGGUGCAAUUUUUCAACGUUGACACAAGGAUUGCCAUUACAGUGUAAAGAAAUUGGCAAGCAGUGUCAGCUUUCUUACAAUACUCUUCAAAAUGAACAGUCUUCAUUGAGGCUUGGUAAAAGUCAAAACAACAUCACUCUUUCAAAUGAGCAUGAUAACUGCUGUCAGAGAACACUUUAUUUUCAGUACAACUGCGGCUGUGCAGCCCAUACCUGUAUAGGAGGAAAAUGCAAUUUCAGUGGAAAUUCUUCUAAUUCAUUGAGAGAACAAACAGAAAGCUUGAGUUGCAAAACCCCUAUGUUAGUUGCUUCACAGUUUGCUAAAGAUUACAUUGUUCCUAAAGAAAAUUCAAUUUCCUUUGGUCAAUGUGAGACAUUAAAGGGACAGUUAUCUAAGAACAUUAGUUGUAACGCUUCUCAGUGGAAAGAUGUGCCAAGCAAGGUGAAAAGGGUUUGUGAAGUGGCAUCUGUAAGACGACCAAGUGAUGCAUUGGAUGAAAGAGGACCUGAAGAUGGUGCUGCUAAGUGUUCUCAUGGAGCAGUUCACACAGCAGACUCUUCUAAAGAUCAAGAUAUGUCUAAUAUAUCUUCUGGUUGCUCUACCCCUGCUGUUACUCAGGCAUCGAUUGAGGUUACCAAUGUGGAUUCUUCAACUGUUGUUGGAAAUACUGGGUACGUAGACAAUCUUAUAGUUGAUGAAGGAUCUGGCAUUGAUAAAUGCUGGUCAUCUGAUGAUGCCUUUGAAAGUGACAGAAGUACUGAUUUCUAUGGUCAUAAUUGUAAGACAAAUGAGAGAAAAGAAGGAUCUUGUAAGGGUUCUGGCAAUAAAUCAUCUCGUAGUCUUCUUGAUGAGGUUAAGCUCAUGGAUUCACUGACAUGGAAGAAAAGCCAAAGUCAAAAUCACAGUGGCCUUACUGUUUGUGGGAAGACCAAUCCGUCACAUGAGUCUGGGAGGGGCUUGAAAAAUGGGAAGAGAAAGAGAGAAAUGAAAUUGAAGGUAUUGGAUGCAUCAUUGCACACUGCACCUCCUGUAGUGCAAGAUAAAUAUCCUGAGUGUGAUGUUGAUUGGCCUUGUUUAUCCAAUAACAUGCUAAUGAUUUCAUCAGGCCCAGAAUCAUCUCGGACAUGUGGUGCUCACUCUGUUAAAAUUAAUACCAAACAUGGGAACUCUACAUUACCUGUCACUAAAGCACCGUCUCAUAAAAGAGAUCUUCGGAGACUUUACAAUGCAAGAGAUAGGGAAAAUGAUCAUGAUAGGGAAAUGAAUUGUAGUGACAACUCUUGUAAAAUCCUCAAGAUCUCAGACAGAAAGAAAUUCAGAAGCACACAGACUGCUGACAUGUGCAUGCAAUUUCAGAUGCAAGAAUCAACUCCUGCAGUAGGUGAACAAAAUUUAAAGUAUGAGUCGGUAAAUUAUCUGAAGGCAUCUUCAAGUUGGCAGGUGAAUCUCUGUUGCAGGAAGGCUAAGCCUGUUGUAUGUGGGAACUAUGGUGAAAUCGUCAAUGGAAACAUGACUGGAGAUGUGACAAAGUCAUAUAAAAUUGUUUCUCUUGAUAAGAUUCUUAAAACUGCCAGAAGAUGUUCACUACCCAAAAAUUGUAAACCUGGACUAACUUCCUCAAGGGAAUGGAAGAGUGCAAACUUUAGUUGGAGCAAUGCAUGCUUUGAUAAGCUCUCCAAGUUGAAGAAAGAGAAAGAAAAUUGGAGCAAUGAUGAUUUGGAGUCUGAGGAGAUGAAUAUUCACUCCCCUCUGGAAGAAAGGGACGUUGCUUUUGCCAGUGGGGAUGAACAAUCUGCUGAUGAGUUUUCGGUGCUGGAAAAAAGAGAAGAUAAAAGUCGGAAAGUUCAUGUUAUACUGGACAAUGCUAACGGUCAGUCAAAAACAAAGUAUAAGGAAACUCGCAAACGCAGCAUUUAUGAGCUGACAUUAAAAGGAAUGAAUCCCAGUCCUAAAAUGGUUUCCCAGAACAAGAUUUUCAAAUGUAAGCCAAAAAUCAAAUUGCAACAAAUUCUGAAGAAUUCUGAUAAAAAUCACAUUCAUGGAUCACGGAAAGUUGAUGCCAAAAGAUAUGUUAGAGAGCAGAAGCACCUGUCUAUUACAGAUAUAAAUUCACUCUGCUGUGUUUGUGGAAGCUCAAACAAAGAUGAUGUUAAUUGCUUAUUGGAGUGUGGCCGAUGUUCUAUUAGAGUACAUCAGGCUUGCUACGGUGUUUCCAAAGUGCCUAAAGGCCACUGGUAUUGCAGACCUUGCAGGACAAGUUCAAAAAAUAUUGUUUGUGUUCUUUGUGGUUAUGGUGGUGGGGCUAUGACUCGAGCACUCCGCAGUCGUACGAUUGUGAAAAGCCUUUUAAAAGUUUGGAACCUUGACACAGAAUGCAGGCCUAAAAAUGCAAUUUCUUCUGCUGAAACUAUGCAGGAUGGAUUGAACUUGUUUUAUUCUUCAGAAUCUGUACCUGAAAAUAGUUCAUAUCCUGUUUUAAGACCCUUGAAAAUUGAGCCAUCAGCUUCAACCAUUUACAGUAUUGAUGUGCAUAAAAAAUUGGAUAUUUUGCAAAAGUCCUUGUGCUGUAUUAGUGAUCUAAAAGUGCACAACAGUAUUACAGCUGGAGUACUUGAUUCAACUGUUAAGCAGUGGGUUCACAUGGUUUGUGGCCUCUGGACUCCCGGGACAAGAUGCCCAAAUGUGGAUACCAUGAGUGCUUUUGAUGUUUCUGGUGCUUCACACCCUAGAGCAAACGUGGUGUGCUCUAUGUGCAAUCGACCAGGUGGCUCAUGUAUACAGUGCAGGGAUGUGAAUUGCUCUGUUCAGUUUCAUCCUUGGUGUGCUCACCAGAAGGGUCUACUGCAAAGUGAGGCUGAAGGUAUUGAUAAUGAAAAUGUUGGUUUUUAUGGAAGAUGUGUGAUUCAUGCAACAGGCCUGGCAAAUGAAUCUGCCUGUGAUGCUGCCAACAUUGAAGCAGGUUAUACAGGAGAGAAGGAAGCAAGCUGUGCCAGGACUGAGGGCUAUAAGGGCCGCAAGCGGGAUGGCUUCUGGCAUGAUAUUAAUAGUCAAUCAAAUGGAAGGGGAGGAUGCCUUGUUCCUCAGGAGCAGGUAAAUGCUUGGGUUUACAUUAAUGGACAGAAAUCUUGUGCACAGGGACUUUCGAAGCUUCCAAUAUCAGAAAAGGAGUAUGACUGUCGGAAAGAAUAUGCCCGCUACAAACAAGCAAAGGGUUGGAAACAUUUGGUUGUUUACAAGUCUGGCAUACAUGCCCUUGGUCUUUACACAUCUCGGUUCAUUUCACGUGGUGAAAUGGUGGUUGAGUAUGUUGGUGAGAUUGUUGGGCUACGUGUGGCUGAUAAAAGGGAGAAUGAGUAUCAAUCUGGAAAAAAGCUGCAGUACAAGAGUGCUUGUUACUUCUUCAGAAUAGACAAAGAACAUAUUAUUGAUGCAACACGGAAAGGGGGAAUUGCUCGUUUUGUCAAUCAUUCAUGCCUGCCAAACUGCGUUGCCAAAAUUAUUUGUGUGCGGAAUGAAAAGAAGGUCGUUUUUUUCGCUGAGAGGGACAUAUAUCCCGGGGAAGAGAUAACAUACGACUACCAUUUUAACCAUGAAGACGAAGGUAAGAAGAUCCCUUGUUUUUGCAAUUCAAAAAAUUGCAGGCGAUAUUUGAAUUGAUAAUCAUUUCCACUCCUUGUAAAUGCAUCAUUUUUGUAACAUCAACAAUCCAAUUCAGUUAUUUUUUGGCCUCUGUCAAUAUGAAAUAUGAUCAGGACAUUGCUAUGAAAUUUUUCUUGUGUACAUGUAAGUUAAACAGUAACAGACUUCUGAGCUAGCCAAUGUACAGUUUGUCCCAGCCAAACCCUUCUUUUGGAUGUUAAGCCGCUUAUGUUAGUUAUAAGAAUGCUUUAUCACCUA
Molecule: messenger RNA, 6897 nt
Organism: Hevea brasiliensis (rubber tree)
Lineage: Eukaryota; Viridiplantae; Streptophyta; Magnoliopsida; Malpighiales; Euphorbiaceae
Exons: 19
Coding region: 238-6657 (2139 amino acids)
Biological process (GO): positive regulation of DNA-templated transcription
Cellular component (GO): histone methyltransferase complex
Molecular function (GO): histone H3K4 methyltransferase activity; protein binding
Source: RefSeq, a predicted model, not a curated record